Notolabrus celidotus (New Zealand spotty) is the source of this 3513-nucleotide messenger RNA. It is a transcript of the gene ntmt2, whose product is annotated as methyltransferase like 11B. Bases 406 to 1287 code for a protein of 293 amino acids. Gene Ontology annotation, molecular function: N-terminal protein N-methyltransferase activity. The transcript has 4 exons. NCBI's taxonomy places the organism in Eukaryota, Metazoa, Chordata, Actinopteri, Labriformes, Labridae. Gene Ontology annotation, biological process: N-terminal protein amino acid methylation. Gene Ontology annotation, cellular component: cytoplasm. The record is from RefSeq and is a predicted model, not a curated record.
GGAAGUGUGCCAGAACAAAACAGGAGCCAUGUAUACAAACAUGAGAAGGCGUGACUAUUUUAGGACCCCAUGAUAUAGCAACAAGGACGUGUGGACUCUCAUGUUCUGCUGGAAUUCAAAGCCUGAAAUUCAGCCACUUCUGUUCGUCCUGAGACAGCAGGCGUCUCCCUCCAUACCCCCCCUCCCCUCCUCCCCCCGGAGUCCCUAGCAGGUGAUCUUAGACGAUCACUUGAAGGCUGGCAGGAACGUGUUGAACACUCAGCCGGACAGAUAUAGCCACAGCUACAGAAACAGUGUGCAAAGAGGGAGCUAGUGAGCAUAACUCUCCUCUGCCACUGCUACUUUAAACACUUUCAGGAUAACAGCAGUGCUCUGUAAGUUGCUACAAACCAACGUAAAUCCAACAUGGAGAUAACAGUUGACGAUGAAAGCAGCUGCUCAUCAGCCAACGUCGAGUACAAAGCGGCUCACCAGGCGUUGAGGGAUCGCUGGAAGAAUACCGAUGACACCAUGUGUCGCCACAGCAUGUCCUUCCACCUGCACCACACGCUGAGGAGCGAGUUCUUCGCCAGCUACCUGUACCUGGUGGAGAAGAUUCCUCUGGUAAAGCUGUUUCCAGUCACCUGUGAGUACAUCAAGGGAGAGAAACAGUUCUACUACAGAGCCCAGCAAUUCUACGAGGACGUCCCUGCCUCAGAGGAGGGCAUGAUGGGAGAUUUUGUGGAGAUAUCCAACGUUGAUCUAGAAGGUUCCAGGCAGUUCCUGAAGAGGUUUGUGGGUCCUGGUAAGGCAGGGACACACUGCGCCCUGGACUGUGGCUGUGGGAUUGGCCGAGUGACCAAAGGUGUCCUCCUACCUGUGUUUGAGAAAAUGGAGAUGGCGGACAUGAUGGAGCACUUCCUACUCCAUGCCCAUGAGGAGUACCUCGGUGACGAUGCUGACCGCAUUGAGACGUACUACUGCUACAACCUACAAGAGUUCACUCCGCCCAAAACCAAGUACGACGUCAUCUGGAUGCAGUGGGUGGCGUGCCAUCUCACGGACAAGGACCUGACAAACUUCUUGUUUCGCUGUAAGAAAAGUCUGCGUCCAAACGGGGUCAUCAUAAUGAAAGACAACAUGGCGAGGCAGGGCUGCAAGCUGGACCCCAUCGACAGCAGCAUCAGCCGUCACCUGGACAUCAUGAAGGUCAUCAUCGCCAAGGCCGGCCUGGAGAUCCUGGCUAUUGAGAAGCAGGAAGGGAUGCCAGAGGUCAUAAUGCCCGUCUGGAUGAUUGCGAUGAAAUAAGCUGUGACAUUACGUUGAUGAGGUUCAGAUUGAUGAGGUUCAGAUUGAUAAGGUUCAGAUUGAUGAGGUUUAGAUUGAUGUUCCUCCAUCUGAUGAAACCUGAGAGUUAGACAGGAGUUAUUUUUCUGUGCAACAGAGAAACAAUGCAACCUUUUAUAACAGACACUAAACUACAGAAGGACUUUGUGCAUCCAUUUAACCAGACUGUGAUUUAUUGUUAACUGUCCAUCUUCAGGGGUUCUUAUCUUAAAACAGAUUCUCAGUUACAGUCACAACCCUGAAGAUCAUUGGAAUAACAGAUGGAUUCAGAUUUACUGUUUGGUUUCUCCUCUGAAUGAUUUAUAUCAACAUAUUCCAGCAAAUGUAUAACAUAUCCAGAAAAAUACUGUAUAAUGUUACAUUGAUUUUAAAACCUAAAUGGCUUUAUGUUUCAGAAUAUGAUUAACAUGAAAUCUGUAUCUGGAUAUGUUUUUCAAACCUGUAAUGUGUAGUUUCAGGGUUGCAUGCAUACAUGAUAUAAAACAUAGAUGUUCUCUCUUUCUGAAGAGACGUGCUGUCACCUUACAGAAAAUUAUAUAAUGAUUUUGCAAAUCUGUCCAUAACUCUUAGCCAAAAAUCUAAAAAAGAAAUGGUACCAGGCUGUAAACAUUUAACUCAUCUGCAAAAAUGGGCAUAUUUACAUGUAUGUUAAUGGGAAACCCUUGGCUUUUGCAGCCAGCCUCAAGUGGACACUCGUGGAACUACAGGUUUUUGCUCAUGUGGAAUUUGCUGGUUGUUUGACUUUAAACCUGCAAGAGCAAAUGUUAGCACAAGAUGAAGCAACACUCAAGCAUUCAAAAGCAGCUACCUGGGGUGCUACCAAGGCUAAAUUGGUAAAGGUGUAUAAAAGGUACAGCAUGUUGGGAUUUAAUAGAAAGUCAAUGCCAAGUCUGAAUAUGUGCAGGUUUGCUUUUGGCCAUGCCAAUCAAGCAGAUAUCAGCCUAUCAGUGUUGACGUAAAUAAUUGUAACAGUUGUUUGCAUGUAAUGUCAAACAGGUAAACCUUACAAAGAAUGAAUAUUUGCAAUUUGACUUCAUGAUUUAGUUUUUCAGCAUCCCUCCACUUUUAAUUUCCAUUAGUCAGAAGCUGGUGUUGGUUUUAAAAAUCCUUGUGAUGAGCCGAGCUCCAGCUUCUGUUUCUCCAGAGGGUGCUUAGGGUUUUGUUUUUAACAUUUAUUUUUGGGUGUUUAUGGCUUUGUUGAAAGGAUGGGACAGCGGAUGGAGUGGGAAACUUGGGAGAGGGAGUGGAGAAUGACAUGCAGCAAAGGCUCAUGGAUGAAAUUGAACACGGGCGCCCACUUCAGGGACUUAUAUCAUGGAUUCAAGAGAUGGGUCAAAUCUAAAGUGUUGAAGACUAAAAGUUCUAAAUUGAUCAAAAUUGGGAUAAACAAGAAAAAACAACAACUGGCAGGCUCUUCAGUUUGAUGCAGCGUUGUAUGGCAAAACAAAUUAAAUGUUGUUCGAUCCUUAGAAGGAAGGAUUAAAUACAAGAAAUCUACCAAACGGUUAUUUAGUCAAAUAAUCACAAAUAACUUUAACCAAGGUGAAUUUUAAAAGUUUUUGAAUGCCACUUAUAGAAAAGCAUUUAAAGCAGAAAUGCUGUUGGUUUUUAUUUGAAUACAGGGAGUGUUCACUGGGACAAACUGGCUGUAUUUGGGUCUGUUACAUAAAUACAGCCAGUUGCAAAUGGGCUCAACCAAUCUGUGUCGAGGAAGAGCUCAUCGGGUGCUGCAGGAAAGACCUUUUGAUUUAUGGACAGUUUGACCUCCAAAGGCCAAUCCCAGAUCAGUUUAACACCAGACCAUGCAGGGUAAAUGUAUUAAUCUGUUUUAACUUGAUAUCCAGAUACAGAUCACAUGUUAACACCAGUAGGAGGUGAGUCAGUCUGUGCAGUGAGCGUCUCUUUCUGUCACUUUAUAUGGACACAAAGUUCAUUCAGUGCUCUUACUUCAGGAUGUUGUAAAUAUGAACUCUGUCUUUAUGUACGUAUGUGUUUUAUACUCUUGCUUGUAAUAUUGCAGGUUAAUAGAAAUGUAGUUUUUAUAUUGAUUUCUUUUGUGUAUUUUUUCUCUCUCUGUGCUCAAAUUUAGGCUGUAACCGUUAAAGUGUUUAAAACAUUUUGAUGCUUCAUACUGUAUAUUUGCUUAAACUUAGCUGAGGUCAGGCUGCACUGCUUUACAGAAAUAAA